This is a messenger RNA of Candidula unifasciata, 519 nucleotides long. The record is from the annotation of a GenBank genome assembly. Lineage: Eukaryota; Metazoa; Mollusca; Gastropoda; Stylommatophora; Geomitridae.
AUGCGAGGCCAGUCUGGGAUUUUUGAUUCUCACCUAGAUCCAGGCAAGUCGGAUACGCCCCUAAGCAGUACUCCAAGGGACAGAGGCCUACUGUACCAUCUCGACCGAGAGAUCUCCAUGUCUGGCACAGUCAGGCCCAAGAAAGCCGUGUCCCCUCCCAGCAUAUUUUACAGUAAAGAAAAUAAGCAGGGCGAGCUUGUCGUUAGGAAGAGGUCAAGAGGUCAGAGGGACAGAGAUAGAAAUCGAUUACUGCAAAUAAAACAGAGUCCCACUGGAUUGUAUGAUGAUAGUGUCUCUGAACCCAGUGAUGCGUCAUCAGUUCCCGAUGAUAUGCUAUCAGUUUUCAAGAACAUGACCAAGGAGGAACUCCUACGUGUAGUGAUAACAUCAAAAGCCCAGAUGAUCAGGAAGGACCAGUACAUCAGAGAUCUGGAGAAUUACAUAGACGAUCUCUUGGUGCGGGUUAUGGAGAUAACACCACGAUUAUUGACUCGACCACAGCCCAUUCACAGAUUCUAA